This is a messenger RNA of Acanthisitta chloris (rifleman), 1381 nucleotides long. It is a transcript of the gene POFUT1, whose product is annotated as protein O-fucosyltransferase 1. The transcript has 6 exons. The annotation marks the transcript as partial. Gene Ontology annotation, molecular function: peptide-O-fucosyltransferase activity. The record is from RefSeq and is a predicted model, not a curated record. Gene Ontology annotation, biological process: regulation of Notch signaling pathway; protein O-linked glycosylation via fucose; Notch signaling pathway. NCBI's taxonomy places the organism in Eukaryota, Metazoa, Chordata, Aves, Passeriformes, Acanthisittidae. Gene Ontology annotation, cellular component: endoplasmic reticulum.
GGUCGCUUUGGUAACCAGGCUGAGCACUUUUUAGGAGCCCUGGCUUUCGCCCGUGCCCUCAACCGGACCCUGGCCGUGCCGCCCUGGAUCGAGUACCGGCACCACCGCCCGCCCUACACCAACCUGCACGUUCCCUACUCGGAGCACUUCAGGCUGGAGCCACUCCGGCGGUACCACCGCGUUAUCAGCCUGGAGGAGUUCAUGGAGCAGCUGGCGCCCCUGCACUGGCCUCCCGGCAAGCGAGUGGCUUACUGCUUCGAGGCGGCGGCACAGAGAAGCGCGGACAAAAACACUUGUCCCAUGAAGGAUGGAAAUCCCUUCGGUCCCUUCUGGGAUCAGUUCCAAGUGGAUUUUGAUAAGUCUGAGCUCUUCAAGGGUAUUUCCUUCAGUCCUGCAUACAAGGACCAUUGGAUCCAAAGGUUUCCACCCUCUGAGCACCCUGUCCUUGCCUUACCUGGAGCUCCCGCCCAGUUUCCUGUCUUGGAGGAGCACCGGCCCCUCCAGAAGUACAUGGAGUGGUCUGAUGGAAUGGUGAAGAAGGGAGAAGCCUAUAUCCAGUCCCUGCUGGUCCGGCCCUACGUCGGCAUUCACCUGCGGAUCGGUUCAGACUGGAAAAAUGCCUGCAACAUGUUGAAGGAUGGGACAGCUGGGCCACACUUCAUGGCUUCACCACAGUGCGUGGGCUACGACCGGAGCACUGCAGUGCCUCUCACCAUGGACAUGUGCCUGCCUGACCUCAGAGAGAUCAAACGUGCUCUCAGGGUCUGGGUGAACAAGAUUGAGGCUAAAUCUGUUUAUAUUGCUACUGAUUCCGAGCCCUACACAACAGAAAUACAGCAGUUCUUCCAAGGAAAGCUCAAGGUUGUCAGCUUGCAGCCAGAAGUGCCUCAGAUUGAUCUGUACAUCCUUGGCCAGUCCGAUCACUUCAUUGGGAACUGUGUCUCUUCCUUCACUGCCUUUGUGAAAAGAGAGCGUGAUAUCCAUGGGAAACCCUCCUCGUUUUUCGGCAUGGAUCACCCCCCGAGGCCACGGGAUGAGUUCUGACCAAAGGAGGAACAGGCUCUGUAGUUCUCAGGGCUCUGAGCUCGGUCCUUGCCGAGGGACACUCGGUGCUGCAGUGUUGUGCAGUCACUGCCAGGCUGCUCACACCCUCUGACCCUCCUCAUGUCUCUUCCAGACUGUUCUGUCUGGAAUCUCCUGUAUUUCCAACAUGAGGUCAGAUAGAAAUUUGAAAUCAUGUAGUUUAUAGGAAACUAUAAACUAUAUAUAGUGUAAGAUGUAGUUUUUAUAGCUCUCCAUUCUCACUAUUUGGGGUUCACCAGCAAUCACAGUGAAGCAGCUGCAUAGAUUUACUCUUCUCCUUUUCUCUUCUGUUGAAUCU